ACACCAACCAAAGCCACAAAAGAAAAGCAAUAGCAAUAGCAGUAGCAACAGCCCAUAUAAAAUAUAAUGGCAGAAACCUGCGACUCCAACAAUAAAGUGAUCCGUGAAUACCAUCAUGAUGCUUCCUUUAUGUCAAGGUGUGACAUCUUUACUGAUGUUACCGAGUACCAACUGUGUCUGGCAUAUGCCGGAGAAUCUGGUAAAGGAAACUUCGAACCUAAGUGGGACACAGACAAUGUCACUCCCCACCUUAUCGAGCAGUUCAAGCUAAAUUGUGCUGCCUCGAAUCUGCCAGUCAAAGUGUUUGUCAGCAUCGGAGGAGAUGACCCCUUCAAAGUUGCUGCUGGUGGUGCCGAUGAUUGGGUUCUCAAUGCCACAACCACACUCCACCACAUGAUCAACGAGUACCACAUCGAUGGAAUCGAUGUUAACUACACCACAAUCCUGUGCAACAAAAAAUUGUUUGUUAACUGCUUUAAGGAUCUCAUAAGGGGCCUAAGGGAAGCUCUAUGCACCACUGGGUUUGAGGCUUCCUUAGCUCCAGAUGCUGCCACCAAUGAGGCUUUCUACUUGCCCUUGUACCGAUCUAUUGAUACUUCUUGGAUUGGAACGGUUGUGUUUCAGUGCUUCGUUGAUUUCGAACCUAAAGAUCCUAACAGAUCAGUUGAAAUCUUGGUGCGCCAGGUUGAGAAGAUAGUGGAAGAGUAUGAUUAUUAUGACUCUAAGAUCUUGCUUGGCUACAGCGCCAUUAAGGAGGAUUGGAAUAAAGUUUCACCACCCCUCUUCUUUCUUGCUCUCAAUCGCCUAGUGCAUUCUUGGCCUAGGGUUAAGGGCGCAUCUGUCAAGGUUCUUAGUGACACCUAUGCCUUCAUUCCCCCAACGUGGAUCCCUAAACUCCUGUCUUUGGCCGUCUCCGAUCCUGGAAAAUAUCCUUAAUUGAAGAUCCAUAAUUAUUAAGUUCUAUCUAUGCAUUCAUGGCUCUAGCCAUACUAUAUAUGGAAUAAGACCCAUGCUAUAUCUAUUAAUUGUAUGUGUGUGUUCCUUCUGCCUAUAUCUAUAUAUGUUGUGCGUGCAUUUGAAAAAACAAUGCAUGGCAUGCAUAUUUGUGGUGUGUUAAUGCCUACGUGCAUCUUUGUCUCAUCAAUAAAAUAUAUUAUAUGUCUUUGUGCUUCAUAAAUA
Molecule: messenger RNA, 1179 nt
Organism: Glycine soja
Lineage: Eukaryota; Viridiplantae; Streptophyta; Magnoliopsida; Fabales; Fabaceae
Product: ruBisCO-associated protein-like
Exons: 1
Coding region: 67-936 (289 amino acids)
Source: RefSeq, a predicted model, not a curated record